Messenger RNA from Dendronephthya gigantea, 3237 nucleotides. Its product is annotated as coiled-coil domain-containing protein 40-like. Bases 28 to 3045 code for a protein of 1005 amino acids. The record is from RefSeq and is a predicted model, not a curated record. Gene Ontology annotation, cellular component: cytoplasm. Lineage: Eukaryota; Metazoa; Cnidaria; Anthozoa; Malacalcyonacea; Nephtheidae. The transcript is spliced from 15 exons. Gene Ontology annotation, biological process: axoneme assembly.
CGCCAUCGUAGACUUUUAGUAUUUACAAUGGCUGACAAAAGUGAAGACCAAGGCGAUUUGCCUCAAGAUUUUGGGGAAAAAUCUUCAGGAAGUAAACUGAAUAGACCUGUUUCUGGUAAGUCGGGAGGUUCUACAGGUUCCAAAAAAUCGAUGUCCGAUGCUGUUAACCAGCUGACUGCGAAAGCUUUGCGAGAAUUUCGACUUGACGAUGAAGGGACAACUGUCUCUGAGUCAGCCGCUGGGGACACGGUUACACCAAAUUCAAACCUUGUAAAAGAUUCGGAGGAGCCAAUCGAGGGCCCCGAAGGCGAAACUUUGCUGGAGGACGAUGAAGACUACGAGAUGCAGGAUGAAAACGAGCUUCAAGAUGAAAAUGAUGUCGAAUUUGAUGAAAAUAUUGAUAUUAUAAAUGACGAUUUCUCGGGCGAGGAUGAUUCAGACGGCGACAAUGAUUUGGUUGUUUUGGACCCUGAUCAUCCUUUGAUGGUGAGAUUUCAAACUGCAUACAAGAAUCAUCUUCUGAAGCAGAAAGAAAAGUUGGAACUAGAGGAAAGAGAAGUGGUUGAAGAGUUGACCAGACGGAAGAAAGAUCGUGAGGAACUGGGUGUGAACCUCUACAACUCCCAGCAAGAGCUUGCCAGACUUCAGAUGUUGUUGGAGAAAGAACAUGACAAAUACAAUGAAAACCAUAACCUUAGAACAAAAGCAGAGGGCAAGUUGAACAGCAUCAAGGAAAUUCAUUCGAAGAAUACAAAUUUGCUGGUGGAACAGAGAAAAAAAGCGGAAGAACUUCGUUCUGAAGUGGAGAACUUGGCAUCACGUGUUCUUUACAUGAGAGAGGCGAAGGAAGACGUCAGAUCUGAUAUUGCCGUCAUGAGGAGAGCCGCUGAAAAAGCGCACGGCGAAGUAUCGCAGGCUGAACAACUUAAGAAAAAACAGGAUUUCUUGGUCGAUCGUCUGACUCAAAAGGUUGAUCGUCUUCACGAGGAGAUAACGAUGUAUGAAGCACAAACACUGGCACAGGAGGAGGAAACAAGAUCCGCGCAGAGGACUCUUGCUGAAGCUGUUACCGAAAUAGAGGCAAUAGAAUUGGAGAAGAAACAGUUGUAUCAGCAAUGGCAAAGUAGUUUGAUUGGAAUGAGCAGACGCGACGAAGCAUUUGCGGCCAUGCAACAAGCUCUUAACCUCCAGAAAGAACGCAUUAAGACAAUCGAGACGGAACUGGAUGGAUAUCGCAACUCCAUCUCGAAGGCCCAAGCGACAAACGAGCAGUUGACGUUGAUGCAGAACAGAAUCGAAGCUGAUAUAUCCAUGGUGAAAAAAUUGACCAGCGUGAGUUUGAACAAGCAAGAGAUACUCAAGACAGAAUACAGCAAAUACAGUCGAAUGCUGCACGAAACUGAACAGGCUUUGAAUAAAGCAAAGACGGAUAUAACGUUGCGGGAGAGCGAAUUAACGGCGUUGAGGAAACAGAUUGAACGAGAAUACGAGGAGAAAGUUCGUACUGAAGAGAGUAUCAUGGAAAAACUACGAAGUCAAAUGACUUUGGAUAAAGCUGCUCAAUACAGCAAGAAAGUUACAGACAAAAUAAAGAAACGAGGAACUGAACUGGAUAACCAACUGGCACAGGUCGAGAAUGAUAUAUCCAGAGAUCUGAUGGCCAUCAGCAACGUUCAGACGAGAUUGAGAAAUCUUGGGGAGAUCUUGGAGCAGUUGAACGAGGAAAUCAGAAAGAAAAAUGAAACUGCAGCAACGAUAGAGAAUGACAUUGUGAAGAAAAAUGCUGUGAUUGAGAGGAAACAGAAUAUGGUCGAUCAGUUUAAUAAAAAAAUUGAUGUCCUCAAGAAUAAAGAUGGAGGUCAACAACUGGGUCCGCUGGAACUGCAGAUCAGCACGUUGCAAAAACAAGUUGAGUCGUCUAACAACGAGAUUAUAGAACUGCAACAAUUCUGGUUGCGAAACCAGAGCGAAUUAGUGAAGACUGUUCAGCGUGUAGGACAACAAUCGGAGGAAAUCAAGUCUCUCAAGAAACAGAAUACGAUCCUUUUACACAAGAAACAAAGAACUGAAGGUGAUAUACAGCAUCAUUUAAGUGAGAUGAAAGAUAUUGAGCGAAAUAUUCGUAAUAUGCAAAAUGAAAUGACCAAGUUGAACACUCUCAUUACGAAUGAAAGAGGAUUGAAGAAUAAUUUGGAGCAAAGUAAUAUACUCAUGGAGGAUGAGUUUAUACGAACGCUCAAGGAAGCAGAACGCGAAUCGGUCGAACUGCAAAGCAACAUUGACGGUAUGAAAGAAGAAAAGGAACGGUUGUUGAACAGCUUAGUGGAAGCAGAGAGACAGAUCAUGCUUUGGGAGAAGAAGACUCAGUUAGCAAGAGAAGCGAGAGCAACAGUAGAUGACGAUUAUGGCCAUGGAGAGAUUAAGGCGAUGAAAGCUGAAAUACAUCGUAUGCAAGUGAGGCACUCUCAGCUCAUGAAACAGCAAGAGAAGAUGAUUCAGAAUAUGGAAAGAUCCGUUACGAAAAGAGAAUUCAUAAUCACAAGGGGCGAUGCUCAAACGAAGACGGGUAAAAGUACGAACACAAAAGGAGCUUACCAAAGAAAAGUGGCAGAACUUAAGAAGAAGAUCAAGCAGACAAACAAUGAUGCGAAUGAAUGCGAUAAAGACAUCCGCUCUCUUCAAGAAAACCAGAAGGAAGUCAGCACGCAGCUGGAAGAUAAACAGAGUAAAGUUUACCAGUUGCAAAGCACCGUGGACGAAGCUGACAUGAAUAUCGAUAGAUUGACGGACGAGAGACAAAGGAAUCUUGCUGAUAUUAUAGCAGCCCAGAAGAAAGUCAAGCAUCUGACCGCUGUGAAGGAAGGUCGAUAUUCAACGCUCUGCAAAACGUCGGAAACACUCGACAACGAAUUGCAAAAGCAAAAAGACCGUUUACAGUCGCUCAUGACGAUUGUUGAUCGUCUCAACCAGGAGUUUCCAUACGCACAGCCUGCGCUGAGAAAAAUAACAUUGUCCCUUGGUAGUCGAAGUCAAAGCGAGCCAUAGAAAGACAAUAUAGAUCAAUAUAUAUUCAUAAUAUCAUUCUGUUUGAUGCGUUAUUUAGCUAAGAACGUUUGUAUAUAGUUGUAAGAGUAGCAGAGAAAGGUAUGUGACCAAAAUUUUGUGUAUCACGUCAGUCUUGUAAAGGUACUAUUUAGUUACAUUUUCAGUUGGUUUUGAAUUAUAUGUUACAAAGAA